Messenger RNA from Fusarium pseudograminearum CS3096, 891 nucleotides. RefSeq lists its product as uncharacterized. The coding region runs from base 1 to 891 and encodes 296 amino acids. NCBI's taxonomy places the organism in Eukaryota, Fungi, Ascomycota, Sordariomycetes, Hypocreales, Nectriaceae. The transcript is spliced from 4 exons. Gene Ontology annotation, cellular component: endoplasmic reticulum membrane. The record is from RefSeq and is a predicted model, not a curated record. Gene Ontology annotation, biological process: protein folding.
AUGGGGUCUACCGAAUUUGGAAACUUUCAUGACUUUUGCAGAGAUUCUACUCUCCCAGUUUGCAAUCUUCUGUCUCCCAAAAACGACCAGAAUGGUGAAUGGGGAGGAUGUGAGCUCAAGGGUAUCUCUCUGAGCGGGGGACGACACCUCGGAAACUUGGGUUCUAUUCUCCUUGCCGGCAUUGCCAUUGCUACUGCCGGCUUUCUCCUGCUGCGAUCAGAGAAGAAGCGAGCAGCUGUUGGCCGAAGGGAGAUGCAAUUAUUCCUCACCGGCUACAUCAUCAUCAGCAUAUGCGAGAUCUUUUCCGUCGGAGAGUUUCCUCUGAACAGCACUGUUAGAGUUGCCUUCUCCGCUAUCCACAUCGGCAUGAUCAUUGCCACCUGUUGGAUUCUAAUGCUCAAUGCUGUAGUAGGCUACCAGAUCAUCGAUGACGGUACUCCUCUCUCGAUCGCUCUUAUUGUCAUCUCGGCUGGCGUUUUACUCGUCGGAACUGGCUAUAUCGCCCUCGACACUGGCCUCUCGUGGACUGGCUAUUGGGACUCGAGCCACGACGGUCCUAAAAACCGAAACAUCGCCCUUUAUGUCCUUUAUCAGCUUGUUCCUCUGAUCUUCCUCGUCGCCUACUUUGUCCUCGAGGCCAUCCUGGUUGUCCGAAUUCUCGGCGAGACGCGCCCUAUGAUUUACCUUGCCGCUGCCGGGCUCCUUUUUGCCAUCGGACAAGUCUUCAACUACGCUGUCAGCAAGUACAUCUGCGACGGCACAAGCGGAAAGAUCGACGGCGCUCUUUUCCAAACGCUCUUCACUCUGCUUUCAGUCAUCAUGGUCUGGGUCUUCUGGUCCAGCAUCACGGAAGACGACUGGCCGAUGCCUGUCACCAACACCUACCCUUAA